Messenger RNA from Polistes canadensis, 5466 nucleotides. RefSeq names its product phosphatidylinositol 4-kinase beta (gene fwd). The transcript is spliced from 12 exons. Gene Ontology annotation, molecular function: 1-phosphatidylinositol 4-kinase activity. Gene Ontology annotation, biological process: phosphatidylinositol-mediated signaling; phosphatidylinositol phosphate biosynthetic process. NCBI's taxonomy places the organism in Eukaryota, Metazoa, Arthropoda, Insecta, Hymenoptera, Vespidae. The record is from RefSeq and is a predicted model, not a curated record. The coding region runs from base 1137 to 4334 and encodes 1065 amino acids. Gene Ontology annotation, cellular component: membrane; cytoplasm.
UAUCGAAGAAGAUUCGAGAAAAUAAAAGUGCAGGGCGAAACAAAAGACAACUGAUUGACCGAUAGGCUAGUGGAGAAAAAAGAUAAUUGAAUCGGGUAUCAGACUUGACACGUACGGCCCUGGUACUCGGUAUUGUUCGGGUCUUAGGAAGGCGAGCGUUCGGUUGGCAGCAGUGGCGUCGUGCCAGUCGGUGCAUCGUGCGGCGCGAGCAGUCGAGCCUGGCGAGGUCGUCUCUCGCGUCGCCUUUCUCGCGUAUCUCUUUCGUUUGGUGGUCACACAACGUUCUCAUCAACGUUUAAGAACACAUAACAUUUCUAAGUGGUGAAUCUGACUGGCGAGACGACGUUUAGAAGAGGAAAGAAAUUUCUAAGUUUUUCGAAAGGGGAAGAAGAAGAAGAAGAAGAAGAAUAAGAGAGACAUAACAAGAAGUAGAGAAAGAAGCAAUUAUAUAUAUAUAUAUAUAUAAUAUGUAUACAUAUAUAUAUAGGUAUGUAUAUACAUCAUAUAUGUGUGCAUGUAUACAUACAUACAUUUAAGUAAAAAGAAAGAGACAGAUAGAGAGAAAGAGAAAGAACUCGGGAAAAGUCGUGAGUGGUUCGUGCGUUCGAAAUGUACGUGGUGUGAGGCUAUGAAGAAGAAACGAGGAUCAGUGUUGGAAGAAGUCACCGUUGUCGUUGUUGGGCGUAGCCGGGCGUCGCGCGAAAUCGCUUGAAAGCGGCCUCUCCUACGCUCUCAGUGCGUGACAGUACUGCUGGAGCUCUGCCAUUGGGAAAAAGGAUAUACAUAUAUACAUACAUAUAUAUAUAUAUAUCUUUCACUGGCAGCAUCGUUACUACAAGCAAUACUACUACUACUUAUUACUAUCAACUUUACCUUACUCGGAUUCUUCUUUACCGUCCUUUCUAUCUAAAGAGAGAGAAAGAAAGAAAGGGAGAAAGAGAAAGAGAAAGAAAGAAAGAGACAUUCAAAGUUCGAGUUGAAAAAAGAAAUAAAGUAAAAAGAGAAAUAGUGAUCGAAGAUAGUAUGCCGUCAAUCCGAUUGUAGCACAAAUUUGGGAUUUUCGAAUGUGAGGUCAGCUGUCAACAUGAACAGCAGAUGACUGUUGGCUGAGCUUGUGCUCGUUGUUUAAGUUUAAUAUGAGCGAAGUCGUAGCCGUAAAAGUGCCUACUGGUGGAUCAUCGACACGCCAGGAAAGCGUGGCACAUAUCAAAAGGCACAAAUUAUUUAAUUGUAAUGUUCCUCUCGUUCACGGCCGGCCAAAUCCAUCGAUCAGCACUCGCAAUAGGCUGACAACUCAUCAACGAAAUCAUAGCUUGGACUUCAGGUCAAUGGGUAUCUUACUUCCACCGGUGCCUCAAGUGGCCGCGACAACAUUAACGCUACACCAUAGAAACAGAAGUCUGGAUUCUGCUUUACAACGAAUCCCUGAGGUGGACGUUACUCCGAGUCCAGAAUGCGAGACGAAUCCUACGCCUGUUAUUAAGACGACGGUGCCAACCUGCAAAGGACGUAGUCGAGAACGCGAAGACCUCGCUAGUCUUGGAUCCGAUGACUCUGGUAUACUUUGUGGUUCCGACAGCGGUUCCAGCGACGCCACCAACACAGCUACCAGAGAGUCAAGUAUAGAUCAUUUACAUAGUAGAGAAAGUCUCGAUUCUACCUUGUCACAAGCAGGAGAUAUGGAUGGCGUGGAUGUUAUCGAUGGAGAAGAUAACAGUGGGGUGUCUGUAUCAGUGUCUCCUGUGGAAUUAGUGCUACUUAGUGAGUCCUUGUCUGAUAAAAAUGGUGAUCGUGAACUCUGUAAACUAAAGAAUCUCGAUAAAACUAAUCAUGAAACUGAAGAACAUUCUGGUAUAGUCCUUUGUCCCAAAGAACUUCAAAAUCAUGAAUACCCACGUGAGGAACCUUGUAAUAGCAUAUCUGAGAAAGCUAUGGAGUAUCAGAACUCUUCCUCCGAAGUGGCUAUGGUACAAGGAGAAUUGGCAGGUGCUGCUAUGACUUUAUGUUGUGGCACCUCUGCACAACCUGACAAAGAAACUGUAAAAAAACAACCAGAGGUUCAAAGACAAGAGACGGUUCAGCCAAAGCCAUCAGAGGGAUGUUUACUCAGGUUAUUCGAGAGUCAAAUAUUUGAUAUGUCUAUGGCGAUAUCCUAUCUUUUCAAUUCCAAAGAGCCAGGUGUUCAGAGUUAUCUAGGUAACAAGAUGUUCAGUUUUCCUGAUAACGAAGUGGAUUUCUAUUUACCACAAUUGGUGUUAAUGUAUAUACAGCUUCAUGAUGUUACUGAAGUCCUUUAUCCAUAUCUUGUCCAUAGAUGUAGACAAUCGGCCGAUUUCUCGUUAAAAUGUGCUUGGCUAUUAGACGCGUACAGCUCUGAUGCUCAUUUGCCAUCCAAAAAGAAGUCUCACGGGACCAAAUUAAAAAAUCUCAUUUUGUCAGAUGAACUUAGGCCGAAAGGAAAUCUGACACGAAAGCAACGUUCUUCCGCGUUGCAAGUUCCUGCUUCGCCGCCAUUACCUUUAACACAGAACGUUACAUCACCUAAUAAGAAAACUCACCAAAGAUCUCAAUCGGAUGCUACUGGAUUGUUUCAAACCUUACGUCGUAGUCAUUCCGGUACAAUAAAUAAAGUAAGCCUUGGGGACCUGAGCUCUGGUCGAGCAUUUGACAAUGGUUGUACCUGUUUUUAUUCCUGCCAAGGUGUGGUAAAUGAUUUAAGAGGUGAAAAAACCGAUUGCUUCUGCAAUGCACCCCGUCUUGCUCCAGAACUUGAAUUUAUUCAAGCAUUGAUAUCUAUUGGUAAAUUACUUGGAACAAUUCCAACAAAGGAAAGUAAGACUGUACAGUUGGUAGCAGAACUUAACACUCUUAAUUUAAAUCUUCCUGCAAGGGUAUGGUUGCCUUUGCAUAGUAUAGUACCGCAUCAUAUUGUACGAGUCCCUCCGCAGUAUGCUGCUGUGCUUAAUAGUAAAGAUAAGGCACCGUAUAUUAUUUAUGUCGAAGUAUUGGAAGUAGAAGAUUUAUAUACAUCUCCUGUACCGACCAAAAUUAUGGGAAGUUCAUUAAGGCAUACAAAGUCUGAAGAAAAUCUAACUGGUGGUGAACAGUCUAAUGUAACGUCAUCAUCUAAUAUGGUUUCUGCUGAAAUGCAACAAAGUGUAGCAACGGCACUGAGACAGACUCCUGUUAAAAAUAUCUCUCCGUAUUCUGUUAGAAGUACAGAUAUAGCAUUUAAUUUUCCCGAUGACGAUCCAAACGAUUGUUGGAGUCAAGAAGACGAUGAAAUAACUCAACAGUAUUUACAACUUCGUAAGCCAAGAGAUAGAGAUACGAUAUCUCAAUUAAGUCAAGAAUCAUCUGACAGUCGAGAACCAGUUUUUGUACCUGGUGAUAUAAAACGACGUCUAAGUGAAAUGACUGCUACACCUAGUGCAACAUUUAAUCAUGAUCCAGAGGAUCCAUCAGCCGCCGUCCUUAAAGAGCCAUGGGAAUUAAAGCAGAAACGUAUUAGAGCAUCCAGUCCAUAUGGUCAUUUAGCUUCUUGGAAACUUCUUGCCGUUAUUGUUAAAUGUGGAGAUGAUUUAAGACAAGAACUUCUUGCUUCCCAAUUACUUUCAAUGUUACAGAAAAUUUGGCUAGACGAGAAAAUUCCACUUUGGGUUCAACCAUACAAGAUUUUAUGUUUAUCUAAUGAUAGUGGAUUGAUAGAACCAAUAUUGAACACUGUAUCUUUACACCAAAUAAAAAAACACUGUCAGUUGACUCUUUUACAAUACUUCGAACGAGAAUUUGGUCCUUCAAAUUCCGAAGCGUUCAUCAUUGCUCAAAAGAACUUCGUGCAAAGUUGUGCUGCUUAUUGUCUCAUAAGUUACCUCAUUCAAGUAAAAGAUCGUCACAAUGGAAACAUUUUAUUACACAGCGAUGGACAUCUAAUACAUAUAGAUUUUGGAUUCAUAUUGUCCACUUCACCUAGGAAUUUGGGAUUUGAGACCAGUCCAUUUAAGUUGACUCCCGAAUUUGUUGAAGUGAUGGGUGGUAACCAAUCGAAAAUUUUUCAACAAUUUAAAACUCUCAUUCUCCAAGGUUUGAUCGCAGCACGAAAGCACAUGGAAAAGAUCGUUAAUCUUGUAGAGAUCAUGUUAUCAGGAUCUCAACUUCCUUGUUUCCGCAGUGGAGGAGCUGCCACGGUUCAAGGAUUGAAAAACAGAUUUCAUCUUACACUGACGGAAGAUCAACUACGUCGUCAUGUCGAAGAUUUGGUUGAAGGUAGCAUCCAUUCUUGGUCUACUAAACUCUAUGACCGGUAUCAGUACUUCGCAAACGGUACUCUUUAAUGCCGAAGUGAAGCUAUUCAUCCACGCCCAGUGUCAUAAUUUUGUGGCGUCGGAAGGUAUUUUUAUCAUGGACAAAGAAGAGGACAGUUGCAAAUAAUAUCAAUUUAAUAAUGUAGCAUUUCUUCCACACUUUUAAAUACACUUUUCAACAUUCCACGAGCACAAAGUACUUUUGAAUCUUUUCGAUGAUCAAGGAGAUAUAGUUCUAGUGCGAACAAAUUGCUCUUCGUAUUUUUCUGUUUUUUUUUCUGUAUUUUUUUUUUGUUUCUAUUUUUUUUCCUAUAAAAAAUUAUAAAUAAUCGAAAUCGACCCCAUUGACUUGAUUAAGUCAAUUACGUCUGAUCUUCGAAUUUACUUGUCGCUUUGGCAGCCCAAUGUGGUGGGCAUGGUAGAUAGAUCAUUUUAGAAGAAAUUCGAGGCAUUUGAAAGGAAAAGUUUUACGCGAACUAUGCUGCUUUAAAAGGUAUUGGAUUGUAAUAAACAAUAAGUACAGUUAAUAUAUUUAUUAUAAACGCUAUAAAACAUUAAAUGAUAAAGUAUUUGUUAUGACUAUGUUAAUUUAUGAUAAACAAAAAAACAUAUUAAGAAAAUUGAGAGAAGAUGACUAUACCCGUUUGAGAGGAUGCAAACUUUAAACGGGAGAUGAUUUUUGAUGUUUACAGUGCCCAGUUAGUUACAUAAUAUUUACAUAUGCAUAUCGUUUUUUGUUCAAUGUAUUAAUACAGCAGUUUAUGUAAGCCUCAAUUGACAAUUACGAGUUAUCUACUAUCGGUGCAGAUCUUGUAACAUUGUAUAAGUGUUGGACUGCUAGAUCGUUGUAGCCUAUAACAGCGUAAUUUGUUAAAGGUGCCUUAUUUAUAGAGAAUGGUGAUUACGAUCAAGUCUAAAAAUGCAGUGAAGUGAUUACAGGGCUGUCUGUCGAUGCUACCUUUAUAGUGAACUGGACAAUCUGUUAUUUGUAAAUAAACACUACGUGGACUUUUGUCAGAUUGCAAGAAAACAAUUCAACCGUUUUGGCAAUAAAUAAAUUGAUCCGGAACGGUAAGAAUGAUUAGAAAUGCGAUGGAAGAAUCGUAUGUGCCGUUUAAACGUAUAUGGGCUUCAUGUACAUAGCUCAGAUACUAACCGAAAA